ACUAACUUCAACCUUCCAAUUCUAGUUGCAAUUAUAUUUCUGCGGUUCCCUCGUUGAACUUUGAAAAUGGUCACGAACCUAUAAGGUCCUAAAGAUGUCAUGACCUUUCUUUCCAGUUUCUAUCACACUUAAGCAUACCCAGUUUCCAACAUGUCCCGUCUCCCGUCUCGAUCGGCCUGCGCCGGAUUACGGAGCAUUAGAGCUCCUCGGCCCAUCCAGACAGCUUCACCAUGGGUCGCAUUCUCGGGGAAUACACGAUUGUACGCCACGGAAAAGACUAAGAAAAGUAUGGAGCGUUCAUUUCAAGGCCAGAUGCUGGAGAGCGUAACGUCGCGAAUAGCAAGAGAAAGGGCAGAGCGUCAAAAAUUUGCAGAUCAACAACAAGUGUCUUUAGGGUCAAGACGGUGGGCUACGACAUUUAUCGUGCUUGCUUCCGCUGGCGUCUCGUACUUUAUAGGCACAAAAUCCGCUCGCGACCCUGACCCAUCUUCAACCAGCCCACUGGGCCUCGUACGGGAUCCCAAGUAUAAGAACGACAAGCCCAACCUUGAAGCUGCUUGGGCCGACUUCGCUGCCAUUGUCGGAAGAGAAAAUGUCAGCACCGUCGAGGAGGAUCUUAACACGCAUGCCAACUCCGACUGGUCGAGCUACCGCAGCAAUGAGUUGGAGAAAUCUUUCAUGGUCGUCUAUCCAGGCUCGACGGAAGAAGUGAGCGAGAUUAUGAAGGUCUGCCACAGACGACGUAUACCCGUGGUUGGCUACAGCGGUGGUACCAGCUUAGAAGGACACUUCACGCCAACCCGGGGAGGCAUCUGCGUCGAUUUCAGGAGAAUGGACAAGAUCAUCGCACUACAUAAGGAUGACUUGGACGUGGUUGUACAACCGGCUGUUGGAUGGGAGCGGCUUAACGAAGAAAUUGGCCACCAAAAUCUUUUCUUCCCGCCUGACCCAGGCCCAGGUGCGCAAAUAGGAGGCAUGAUCGGCACUGGAUGCAGUGGUACCAACGCAUAUCGCUAUGGCACAAUGAGAGAAUGGGUUCUCUCUCUGACAGUCGUUCUUGCCGAUGGUACCGUUAUCAAGACUCGACAACGUCCGCGGAAGAGCUCUGCUGGUUACGAUUUGACAAAGCUCUUCAUUGGUAGCGAAGGCACCCUUGGACUCAUCACCGAGGCCACUUUAAAGCUUACCACGAAACCUGUUAGCACAAGCGUGGCAGUCUGCGGCUUCGGCACUAUCCGACAAGCUGCAGACUGUGUUGCUAGAGUCGUCGGCGAAGGCAUCCCCGUCGCUGCGGUCGAAAUUCUCGACGAGGAGCAAAUGAAGUGCAUAAACCAAGCUGGCAUGACUUCGAAACAAUGGAAGGAGGUUCCCACACUAUUCUUCAAGUUUUCCGGCACGGAACGAGGUGUAAAAGAACAGAUUUCACUUGUCCAGGGGAUGGCUAAACUAGCUGGUAGCAAGAGCUUCGAGUUCGCCCGAUCCGAGACGGAGAAGGCCGAACUAUGGAGUGCGCGUAAAGAGGCCUUGUGGAGUACCAUGUCGGUGGCCAAGCCUGGCGACAGGGUAUGGACCGGUGAUGUGGCUGUACCGAUGAGCCAGUUGCCGCUACUUAUUGAGGAGACCAAGGAUGACAUGAAGAAGAGUGGCAUGUAUGGCACUAUUGUCGGACAUGUUGGCGACGGAAACUUCCACAUCAUUUUGCUCUCUAAUGAAGAGCAGAGGCCCGCCGCCGAGGAGCUUGUGCAUCGUAUGGUGAAGAGGGCUGUUGAGUUAGAAGGGACCGUGACAGGUGAACAUGGAGUCGGUCUAGUGAAGAGAGAUUAUCUGCCCCACGAACUCGGCGAGAGCACUGUCGAUACUAUGAGAAAGAUCAAGUUAGCCCUCGACCCGCUUUGCCUACUAAACGCUGACAAAGUUAUCCGGGUGCAAAGGCCCAAGCCGGGUGAGGUUGCUGAGUGGUGAUUGUUGUUAUUCUGAUAUCCAUGGAGGGGGAUUUGAAAAUGUGAAAAAGCAAGGUUUUAUGACUGAUGUUGCUAUACCGUUUAUGCUUUAUGUAUACCAUGGUGUACUGUGCUGUGCUGCGCGUGGAAUCGGAAUGUUAAAAGUUCACUUGCAAAUCGUGGUUUACUGUAAAUGCUUGAAGACCUGUCUGGCCUUAGUACGGUACAUACGUGAGUAUCUAUGGAUAGCCGGACUCAUUGCUGCAACAUCGUAUCAUAGGUAUCCAUGAGUGCCGUUGAAAUGACUCCCCUUCUCUUCUA
Messenger RNA from Hypoxylon fragiforme, 2261 nucleotides. RefSeq names its product D-lactate dehydrogenase mitochondrial precursor. Gene Ontology annotation, biological process: lactate catabolic process. Gene Ontology annotation, molecular function: FAD binding; D-lactate dehydrogenase (NAD+) activity; D-lactate dehydrogenase (cytochrome) activity. NCBI's taxonomy places the organism in Eukaryota, Fungi, Ascomycota, Sordariomycetes, Xylariales, Hypoxylaceae. The record is from RefSeq and is a predicted model, not a curated record. Gene Ontology annotation, cellular component: mitochondrion. Bases 151 to 1962 code for a protein of 603 amino acids. The transcript has 5 exons.